Messenger RNA from Bipolaris sorokiniana ND90Pr, 460 nucleotides. RefSeq lists its product as uncharacterized. The record is from RefSeq and is a predicted model, not a curated record. The transcript has a single exon. NCBI's taxonomy places the organism in Eukaryota, Fungi, Ascomycota, Dothideomycetes, Pleosporales, Pleosporaceae. The coding region runs from base 174 to 386 and encodes 70 amino acids.
UGGCCAUGUUCGGUCUUGGAUAAAACGAUCGGCAUAUCUUGUCCAAGUUGGUGGUACAGCAACAGUUACGACACCUUUGAGCCCAACGGCGUCAGAAUCAUAACCAGCCAAGGCACAACAAAACAUUAUGGGCGCACAUUUAUUACGGAAUCUUUGUUGGUUUCUCUUUUCCUAUGGACUUUGCAUCGGCGCCAUGGAGCUUUCUACUCACUCGCCUCAUCUCAACAUCUGCAUUCCUUCUCAAGGCGUUGUUCCCUCGUUCUCCCCGGCCCCUCCCUGCUUACUUUGGACCUGGAGCAACAAACGUCUCCAUUUACGACUUCUCUCUCUCUCUCUGUGUGUGUACCUCUUCAUCUCAAUGUCUCUCUCUAUCCAUCACCUGUUAGCAAUGAAAAACACGACCUUGACGACCCGAGACGGCUGGUGUUUUUUAUUUUAUUUACCCUUUUUCCCGGGCCUU